CGUGUUUCAAAAAGAAAAAUAUGGAAGUUGUGAGCCCGUGAGCCGAUGUUGAUUGAUUUUUAGGUCCGAUAAGUGAUGCUCGACACCCCCGGCAGAACCGCACACUUAGUACGGACCUGGACGGUGACGCUUCGGCGUUAUCGGGUUGUUUCGGCUCCGGUGUUUUUUUUCCCCUUCUCGCUUUAGCUUUUCCAUUCCGAUAUAUUUGUUUUUAUCCGGCAGUAUGGGCUAAUUUUUUUUUCUGUUAGCGGAGUUUACAUAUUAAUGUCUUUUUUUCCCUCCUCCUCCUCCUCCUCCUCCUCAUGCCUCCUCCUCCUCCUCCUCGGUGUCUUCACGGCACAUAGAUGUACUCGGUGCCUCUUGUUUCCUCCACUAACCCAUGUCUGCUCGCAUCCCGCCUCCCUGCGCUCUCAAUAGAUGGUGCAAGUCAAAAUGUCCAAAUCGCCCGUAGACCCCCUGUCUGCUGUGGAAACCGGCUCCCAGUCGCACUAUUUCCAGGUAAACCUCGCCGAGUAAAAGUGGAGGAAAAUGCUCCCCAGGAAGUUGCCUAAACGCAAGAGCCGCUUCAAACGCUCGGAUGGCAGCACGUCUUCUGACACAACAUCCAGCUUCAUCAAACGCCAGGGGUCAGCUGAUUCGUACACCAGUAGACCGUCGGAUUCAGACCUGUCAGCAGAGGAGGACCGCGAGGCGUAUCGGCGUGAAGCCGAGCGCCAGGCACAACAGCAGCUCGACAGAGCUAAGUCCAAACCUGUAGCCUUUGCAGUAAAGACAAAUGUGAGUUACUGUGGAGCUCUGGAUGAGGACUGUCCUGUCCAAGGAGCUGCAGUCAAUUUCGAUGCCAAAGACUUCCUGCACAUCAAAGAAAAGUACAAUAAUGACUGGUGGAUCGGCCGGCUAGUGAAAGAGGGGGCGGACAUCACCUUCAUCCCCAGCCCUCUGCGACUGGAGGCAAUGAGACUCAAACAGGAGCAGAAGCAGAGGAAAACAGGAGGUAACUCCUCAAGUUUAGGGGACAUGGUGACUGGGGGCUGGAGGACCACGCCGCCAUCUGCAGGUGAAUCUAAACAGAAGCAAAAACAGGAACAUGUCCCUCCCUACGACGUGGUGCCCUCUAUGAGGCCAGUGGUCCUCGUGGGACCAUCGCUGAAGGGCUAUGAGGUGACAGAUAUGAUGCAGAAAGCUCUUUUUGACUUCCUGAAACACAGAUUUGAGGGAAGAAUCUCAAUCACCCGUGUAACUGCCGACCUGUCCUUAGCCAAGAGAUCUGUCCUCAACAAAAGACCCAUAAUGGAGAGAUCCAACACUCGCUCCAGCCUCGCCGAGGUUCAGAGUGAGAUUGAGAGGAUAUUCGAGCUCGCCAAAACCCUGCAGCUGGUCGUCCUGGACGCUGACACCAUCAACCAUCCCGCGCAGCUCGCCAAAACCUCCCUCGCACCCAUCGUCGUCUACGUCAAAGUUUCCUCACCAAAGGUGCUCCAGAGGCUGGUCAAAUCCAGAGGGAAGUCUCAGAGCAAGCACCUGAAUGUACAGAUGAUGGCUGCAGACAAGCUCUCUCAGUGCCCCCCUGAUAUGUUUGAUGUCAUUUUGGAUGAGAACCAGCUGGAGGACGCUUGUGAGCAUUUGGCCGAAUACCUGGAGGUCUACUGGCGCGCCACUCACCUCCCAGGAAACACCCCUCUGAAUCCCCUACUGGAGCAGAGUCUGAUGACCCCGCCUUCCGCCAUCUCCAGCCUCCAGAACAAGAACCAGCCGCAGCCUCACGAGGCGGUCGGCCUGGAGGGCGACGAGGAGGAGGAGGAGGAGGUUGGAGAGGAGGCCCACUCCCCCCUGGAGCAGGACAGUCUCAUGCCAUCGGACGAGGCCAGCGACUCCCUGUCUCGCGGCCGGAGGGGCAGCCCGUGCCACCGAGGGGGCGAGGAGGAUGAAGAGGAGGAGGAGGAGGAGGAGGAAGAGGAGGAGGAAGAGGAAGACGAUGAGUACGGCUCCCCCUGCCAUAGCCGCACCUACAGGGACAUGUACCCUCCCCAUCGUGGGAACGCGGGCAGCGCCCACAGUGCCAACGGGCACGAGUCACAGGACAGGCUGCUCCAGCGCGAAGCUCAGCAAGGUCACAACCAGAGGAACAACAGGCAGCGCAGCCGCCCCUGGCCCCGAGACACCUACUGAUACAAGGGGCACCCCCCCCCACCCCUCCCCCAGCCUCCAGACCACCAUCAAGGUCCCCCCGAGCCCUCCGACUGUCCCCAAACAAACAAUCCAGAGACAAAAAUUAACAGGAAAAAAAAAACAAAAACAUUCCCAAAAUAAACUUCCAACUUUAGUCUCAAUCAGAACCAGAUGCCCAGUUUAUCAACCAUUGAUCCAGUCACAAUCUUCCACCCACCUCUCCAGGGUCUAGUCGUCCAGAUCAAAGUCAACAGGGCUACUCUUCGACAGAAAGGUUUCAGGCUACCAGCUGUACGCAAACUCAAACUUUAGCUGCUUUGCCUAAGGUUUCUCUACGGUAGGAUGUCUCAAAUACUGGCCUUAAAAUUCCUAAGACUUUUAAUUAUCUUUACGAUUGCAUGUAUAAUUAUUUUAAGACUAUUUGCACAUUAACGUCAGAACAGGAAGCAAAUGAUCUUUGCGGAUAAACUAAUGUAGGAAUGUCUACUGUUGAAUCCAUUUAUGGGGAAUAGCAAUGCAUUUGAUUACAAUGUAUAUACUGAAUGGGCACAUGAUUUUGUUUCAUUGCUACCUUAUUUGUGUGUUUGAUUUGUUUUAUAUAUACAUACAUAUAUAAAUAUAUAUGUGUGUGUGUGUGUGGACUUGUUUGUUGCCAUCCAUGUGUCCAUCCAUGUGAACGGCAUCGAGGAGACACAUGCACGGCCUCCAAACGUCCACAAAGUCGGUCAUCAGUAAGAAGCUGCAGUACGUCCUGGGCGUCACUCGUCUUUGCUGUUGCACAAUCACUCUCCGGACACCUCUAAAAAUCAGAGAAUGUAAACACAACCGAGAAAAAAAGGGAAAGUUUCAGAUCUUUUUAAGUGAUUUGCCGACAACGCUUGUUUACAUCGAGUCAUUCGCCACACGUCAAGCACACGCUGCUCGGCCGCAGCAGCUCCUCUCUCGAUCCCGGGCUUCACAGAAUGUAAGCUUGCAUGCCUUCUUUGCACCUCCGACUCAAACCCAUCGCCCCGUGAUUCGAUUGUAGCACGUUAUUGAUUGUAGCAUCCACACUUUCUACACUGAUCCCCCCCCCCCCCGGGCUCUCUCCCCGUGUGUGUCAAACAUUGCGUUUUGUACUGCAGCUGGUUUUUAAUCAAGGCGGAUCCUCAGGUCUAAGUCCGACAUCGCGCUCACCUCCAUGUGACGAAUGCGUCGUGCCCCCGAAAGGACUCGUAGCAGCCGGGACGCGGUGUCAGUCUGUCCCUGCACCACUUUCCCGUCCAGGAGAUGAGUUGAUGCUGACGAGCGGCGCCCCCCUCCACUCUUACAAGGAGGGAGGGGGGCGUCGAUGUAGUCAGGAAACACACCGGUUUACUGCUUCCACGCCUCACACGUAUCUCUAUCUAGUGUUCUGUAUAUUUUGAAGAGUUAUUUAAAGAAAAAAAAAAGAAAAUAUCAGCAUGAUCGAGAGAAAAAAAGAAGAAAAAAAUCUAUGCAAGUGUUGCAUGAAAUCUGAUUGUUUCUUUUUAAGUAUUUUAGUAAUGCAUUGAUUCUGACUCUCCUCGUCGUCUCGUAGUGAUAGUCUUUGUCUUUGGGGCUACUCACUCCUCGCGCCACUAACACUAAAGAAAAAUAAUAAUAAUAAUAAAAAAAUGUUUAUUUCUCCACACACUUUAACACCGAGGACAUUCUUCCAUAAUAUUAACCGCUGACGCACUUUUAAAAGCCACUCACCGGAAAACAAUUAAGUAAAUAAGAGCCCCAGAUCAGGCCUGAGUGAAUUAUCGGAGCCCUGCAUGUCUUAGUUUGACAAUUAGCUACUUCCAUCGUAUUUUGGCAGAGUUUGUUUUCUCAAAGCGGACCAAUUUAGCAACUGGUAAAAAAGCAGUUGAGGUUUUUUCAAUUUAUGAAGCACAAUUUUUACAAGGGUUAUAGUUUAGUUUCCUCUGUCUUAUUCUGUAUGCAAUACGAAGCCUAACAUUGAAAAAAAACAAGAAAAAAACAACAAAAAAACAACUUUAAACGCCUUAGACCAUCUGGACUUCCUCUUUUUUGUGUGAGUAGAAAAAAAAAUUGCACUACUACUUUGUUUUGGGGAUGGUUGCUUUGUAAUGCAAUAACUGCACUAAAUAUAACCGUGUAUCCACCAGACUACCACAGCGUGCUAGCGUGGCCCGACACGCCUCUUCCCUCUAUUUAAACAAAAGAGACAGCAAAUGUGUAAAAAGUGAGACAUUUCCUGCCUGAUGCUGUAUAGAAUGCUUUCUAUUUGACAAAUAGAUUUACAAUGCUAAGUAAAAAAAAAAGAAAAGAAUAUAUGACUUCAAAUAAAUAAACAUGACAUUUUAUGUACUUUUAA
Mugil cephalus (flathead mullet) is the source of this 4510-nucleotide messenger RNA. RefSeq names its product calcium channel, voltage-dependent, beta 3a (gene cacnb3a). Gene Ontology annotation, biological process: calcium ion transmembrane transport; chemical synaptic transmission; regulation of voltage-gated calcium channel activity. The coding region runs from base 529 to 2169 and encodes 546 amino acids. Lineage: Eukaryota; Metazoa; Chordata; Actinopteri; Mugiliformes; Mugilidae. The transcript is spliced from 14 exons. Gene Ontology annotation, molecular function: protein binding; high voltage-gated calcium channel activity. Gene Ontology annotation, cellular component: voltage-gated calcium channel complex. The record is from RefSeq and is a predicted model, not a curated record.